Molecule: messenger RNA, 3840 nt
Organism: Austrofundulus limnaeus
Lineage: Eukaryota; Metazoa; Chordata; Actinopteri; Cyprinodontiformes; Rivulidae
Gene: usp44
Product: ubiquitin specific peptidase 44
Exons: 6
Coding region: 252-2501 (749 amino acids)
Biological process (GO): protein deubiquitination
Molecular function (GO): zinc ion binding; cysteine-type deubiquitinase activity
Source: RefSeq, a predicted model, not a curated record
ACGCGCUCGAGCGAAACACCACGCGACAGGGACUGACAAGAUGGCGAUCAUUUCAGAUUCUGUGGUGUAGCUGAAGACAACACAGCCAUGCCCUGGGAGGGUCCCAUUUCUCGGCUCACCAUGGUUACCACGGUGAUAUGAAGCCAGUGUGAAACAUCGGCGCAUACGCUCAGCCUCUCGCUCUCGCACGCAGUCAGCUGUCGACUGACGCGGCCCGCCCAGCUCGGCCGGCAGGCAGGCAGCCUCGUGUGAUGGACAGGUGUAAGCACGUGGGGCGGCUGCGGCUGGCCUCUGACCACUCCAUCCUCAACCCCCAGAAAUGGCACUGUGUCGACUGCAACACCACCGAGUCUGUUUGGGCCUGUCUGAGCUGUGCGCACGUGGCGUGCGGCCGCUACAUUGAGGAGCAUGCUCUGCAGCACUUCCAGCAGCAGCGCCACCCGUUGGCCAUGGAGGUCAAUGAGCUCUAUGUUUUUUGUUACUUGUGCGACGACUACGUCCUCAAUGACAACGCCACGGGAGACCUCAAGCUGCUGCGCAGUACGCUCAGUGCAAUCCAAAGCCAGCGCUACGAGGUCACCACCCGCAGCGGGCGCACCCUCCGCUCUGCGAGCGCCGCGCCGGAUGCCCUCACGCUGUGCGGUGCCAGCGAGCUGCAGCUGAGGGACGAGGACCGGAUGUUUACUGCCCUUUGGCACCGUCGCAGGGCACUUAUAGGACGCAUCUUCCGCCUUUGGUUCGGCCUGACUGAAUGUGGGAAGAGGAGGGAGGAAGAAGAGAGAAAGCGGGAGGAGGAAGAGGAACACAAAAGGGAGGCCAGGGAGAGAAGGCGUGCUCUGAAGAGGCAGCUACAGGAGGAGCUGGAGAACGCUCCCCUCAGAAAGAGUCGCCGCUUGCGUCGAAAGAGCCAGAGGUCUGCCAUUACAGCCGUCGCGACCCCACCCUCUCAAAAGACUCUCAAAAAAACAAAACCUCGUGUGCCCUCAUCUCAAACCCGCAAGCCACGGACCAAAAGCUCCGCCAGCAUUACUCCCAAGAAGGUCAGGCCAACAAAAAAGGCCCGACCUGCUCCCAAACCCCAGAGACGAUCCUCUAACACCAAAUCAAAACCCAGAACACCCUCAAGAAGCUCCCGCACUGCCAAAACCCCCGCCCGCCGCAAAACCAGCAACAAACAGAGUGGCUCACCGUUCAAACGGCGUCCUACAGUCACUCCCGGAGUGACCGGCUUAAGGAAUUUAGGAAACACCUGCUAUAUGAACUCCAUCCUGCAGGUGCUGAGUCACUUGCAUGUUUUUAGGGAGUGUUUUCUGCGUCUGGACCUGGCCCAGGCGCUGGAGCUCCUAGCCUCUGCUGUCCACGGCCAACUGGCAGGAAAGGCCUYGCCGCAGACCCCGCUCCUGUCCCAAAGAAAAGGCCUCCAAACCAGCUCAGGCUCYGGUUCAGGUCUGAGUGGCGGGGCCUCGCGGUCCCGCAGCAUGGAGCUGAUCCAACCCAAAGAGCCCAGCUCGAAGCACAUCUCCCUCUGCCACGAGCUUCACACCCUGUUCCAGGUCAUGUGGUCYGGCAAGUGGGCGCUGGUCUCGCCGUUUGCCAUGCUCCACUCUGUGUGGCAGUUGAUCCCUGCCUUCAGGGGCUACGCGCAGCAGGACGCCCAGGAGUUCCUGUGCGAGCUGCUGGAUAAGGUGCAGCACGAGCUGGAGAGCACGGGCAAGAACACGACCUCCACCGGAGUCCAGCAGACGCACAGACGACUCAUCAAGCAGGUUCUCAGCGUGGUCAACACCAUCUUUCAUGGUCAGCUUCUCAGCCAGGUGACAUGCUUGGCCUGCAGCCAUCGCUCCGACACUGUGGAGYCUUUCUGGGACCUGUCUCUGGAGUUCCCCGAGCGGUAUCACAGUAAUAGCAGGGAGACGGCAGCUCAGGCUUCGUGCCAUUUGACRGAAAUGUUGGCCAAGUUUACAGAAACUGAAGCCCUGGAGGGAAACAUCUACGCCUGUGACCAGUGUAACUCUGCCAGGCGCAGGACCUCCUCCAAACCCGUCAUCCUGACUGAAGCUCAGAAGCAGCUCAUGGUCUACAAACUGCCUCAGGUCCUCAGGCUCCACCUUAAACGCUUCAGGUGGUCUGGGCGCAACCAUCGGGAGAAGAUCGGCGUCCACGUCAGCUUUGACCAGCUCCUCAACAUGGAGCCCUACUGCUGCAGAGAGGCUYCACCCAAAAGCGUGCCCUGCUCCACCGCUCCCAGCAGCCCCAGCUCCGCAGGCUCACCACGUCCAAAGCACUUCCUGUAUGAGCUCUCCGCUGUGGUGAUGCAUCAUGGAAAGGGCUUUGGCUCUGGCCACUACACUGCUUACUGCUACAACACAGAAGGAGGCUUCUGGGUUCACUGUAAUGACUCAAAGCUGAACGUGUGUUCAGUGGACGAGGUCUGCCGAGCUCAGGCCUACAUCCUCUUCUACACACGGCGAGUAACUCAGGACAAAGACCGGCCACUAUAGAACCACGGUCAACCCCCCACUCUUUCACCUUUGCUGCAUCCUGACCACUCAACGAGACGAAAUCAGCACAGCCCAACCUAUCACUCUUUAUUUUUGAACCUGGGAUGAUGGGACUUGCUAGUCUAUUUUUCUGAAUUAAAAACAAAAAAGAAACAAGUGAAUGAACUUGUUUGUAAAAUCUGGUUUUGCUUGGUGAACUUCUUGUAUAUGAUGUUUAUAUAUGUAGGUAUUUUAAAAAGAAAAAAAGCUGAUGUGAUUUAUGUACAUAUGUAUUUUAUAAAACAGAGUAUCAGCCAAGAUGUGUUUCAGUAGCAGCCGGUGGUUCAGCUGUCUGCCCACCUACAUCUGCUGGUUAGUUGAUUGUAAAUGCUGUUCGUCUGUUUAAAUCAGCAGAAAUGUUUCUCAGUCACUUUAGAUAGCUGACACAGGACUGGAUGUAGGUUUUUAACACGUCAUUCAAUCAGAAAUGUCCGYGUGCUCUGAAACAGCUAAAAGCUGUGAUAGAUUAUAACGUGGUGACACUUUGGUCCUUUUUCCUGCCAGGAAUGCACUAAUUUCUACAUUUGUUAGCGUUCAUGUAAAUGACUKUUARRUGGUUUUUAAACAUUUUCAUACAAGCAGGACAGGAUGUUUUGUUUUAGCGCUAACRUAGUCCUAGGUCUAAUACAGACCUCCUGCCAAAGCCUUGGAGGGUUGGGCGAGAGAGAAAAACAACAACCUCUAAGCAUUUCCAAAGGGUUCCGUAUUUGCUCGGUGGUUGUUUCCUGUCCUGUUUUACUGAUGGCGGGAAAGUUUCCAAAAGGGAUAAGUUUUAGCUUGUUGCCAUCUUUCCUUUCGAGAUCGUAACAGUUUUCAGCGUGAAACRUCCCCAAAUAGAUUACACUAGUAAAGUGCCCUUUUAUUGACAUAGCAGAUCUAUUUUUAUAGUUCAUCGAAGURGAAUCUGCUUUGCUGCAGUCCAUGCAGACUUAGCAUUUUGAUUAUGAAUGUGUUUUUAUACAAUCCUCAAAAGGCUUUACAAACACGACCAUCAACUGUUAAAGUUUUAUACAAACUCUUGUUCCGAUUGUUCAACACCACCAGCAGUUUUUGGAUUUUACAGUUUAUGUUUUUUUGUUUUUGUUCAUCAGAAGAGAAUCAGCACUCUGUUUUGAUUUUAUUCGUCUUCAGAGAUUUUCUCAGCAACUUGGUUUCUUCUCCAUGGUUUGUGUGUCUGUGUGUGUUUGUGUGUAAAUUUUAUGGAAGUUAUACUAUGCAAAAUGUUACCUCAGAAAAAAAAUUUUUUUAGAAAAAAUUACCUCAAUAAAUGAGAUUAUUUUUUCAUUUUUCUAUAAAGAUG